This is a messenger RNA of Parastagonospora nodorum SN15, 837 nucleotides long. RefSeq lists its product as hypothetical. The record is from RefSeq and is a predicted model, not a curated record. Gene Ontology annotation, molecular function: protein binding. Lineage: Eukaryota; Fungi; Ascomycota; Dothideomycetes; Pleosporales; Phaeosphaeriaceae. The coding region runs from base 1 to 837 and encodes 278 amino acids. The transcript has a single exon.
AUGGCGCCUCUCCGCACCCUCUUCUUAAUGUCCUCACUAACCAGCCUAUCUCGACUCACCGUUCGCGCAGCAUCAUCCCACGUUCCCCAACGCCGCGCCAUGUCCUCCUUCAAGCUUCACCCAACAAUCUUCAACGCUACACUGUACGCGCAACUCACAGACCUCUGGCUCCCCAACGUCGACUCCACCGGCUCAGAACUCGACCCCAGCUUACUUCAGCGCUGGUUCUCAUCAGACCCCGCCUUAGAUCGCACAUGCCGCGACUCCUUCGCGCACGCGCUCGAAGCCAUUGGGCCCGAGAACGUCGAGCCCAGCGCGCAGCCGUUCGUCGAUGAGAUAGAGCGUGCGGGUGACGACGGGGCAUGGACGGCGCUGAGCCUAGCCAUUCUACUUGAUCAAAUGCCGCGGAAUAUCUAUCGCACGGAUGAAGGCCUGCGCAAAGUAUACACGCACUACGACCCCAUGGCGUACAAUCUCUCGCGGGCAUUAUUAUCCCCUGAUAAGCGUGUCGAUCUGCGUCCGCAGUUUAGGCACUCGAUUGCGCAUCGCAUGUGGCUGUACAUGCCGCUGAUGCACUCGGAAGACAUUGAGGCGCACAAGCUUGUAGAUGGGAUACUCGCAGACGCGAAGAGCGAUGUGGCCGGGCGUAAAGGGUCGGAAAUGAUGCUCGCAGGGCAAUUGAAGGCGGAGAAAGAACACCGGGAGAUAUUGGAUCGGUUCGGGAGGUAUCCGCAUCGAAACGGGGCGUUGGGUCGGGUGAGUACGGAGGCGGAGAAGAAGUUUAUCAGGGAGGGAGGCGCGACGUUUGGAGUCAAGCAGGCGAGAGAUGAAUUAUAA